AUGAGUGAGACUGACCGCUUCGACAGCAUGCUGCUGACCAUAGCACAGUCGCGGCGUGGCAUCGAGCCGCUGCUCGACACAGUAUUUUCCUUUUUGCGUCGCAAGACCGAUUUCUUUGCAGGAGCUGAGUCGCAGGUGAUCGAGGAGACGAUACUCAAGAGUGUGCUUCCACAAAAAGCAACAGGAAGCCGAAAGCGUCGGAAGCAGGAGGAAGCACAAUUGGAGAAGAUCCAAAAGAAGGAGCAAGAGGAGAAGGCCAAGAACCCGCCACGCUUUGAGGAAAUUACGGACGGCGAUAACACCGAGACUAAGGAAGCCACACCCGAGCAGGCGUCGCCUCAGGAGAUAAACACGACGAAGGAAGUGGGCGAUGAGGAAGAAGAGGACAAUGGACCGCCGCUUGUGGGCAACGGAGGCCAAACUGACAAGUAUGUAUGGACGCAAACGCUGCAGGAAGCUCAGAUCAACUUUGCAGUUCCUGAAGGUACCAAGUCCCGACAGGUUGAUGUGGAAAUCCGUGCUGGAAAGCUGCGCGUUGGUCUCCGAGGCGGCGAGACAUUUGUGGAUGGACCUCUGUACAACAAAGUAAAAAUGGACGACAGCUUCUGGACGCUGGAAGAUGGUAACCGCAUCUGCAUCUACCUGCAGAAAGACAACCAAAUGGAGUGGUGGAAGACUAUCGUCCAGGGGGACGCGGAGAUCGACACUCAAAAGGUGCAGCCCGAGAACUCUAAGCUCGACGAUCUGGACUCCGAUACACGCCAGACUGUCGAGAAGAUGAUGUUUGACCAGCGUCAGAAGGCCAUGGGCCUUCCGUCGAGUGACGAAAUGCAGAAGCAGGAGAUUUUGCAAAAGUUCAUGGCGCAGCAUCCCGAGAUGGACUUUAGCAAGGCCAAAGUUAAUUAG
Messenger RNA from Phytophthora infestans T30-4, 906 nucleotides. RefSeq names its product nuclear migration protein nudC, putative. The transcript is spliced from 3 exons. Gene Ontology annotation, biological process: protein folding. Gene Ontology annotation, cellular component: cytoplasm. The coding region runs from base 1 to 906 and encodes 301 amino acids. The record is from RefSeq and is a predicted model, not a curated record. Lineage: Eukaryota; Oomycota; Peronosporomycetes; Peronosporales; Peronosporaceae.